Messenger RNA from Chelmon rostratus (copperband butterflyfish), 4250 nucleotides. It is a transcript of the gene dnajc10, whose product is annotated as DnaJ (Hsp40) homolog, subfamily C, member 10. Bases 169 to 2601 code for a protein of 810 amino acids. The record is from RefSeq and is a predicted model, not a curated record. The transcript has 24 exons. NCBI's taxonomy places the organism in Eukaryota, Metazoa, Chordata, Actinopteri, Chaetodontiformes, Chaetodontidae.
GGGUAAGGCAUAAUGUUGGGUGCAGGUUAGGGGAAAUACAGAUCGACAGGAGAACAGACUUCGACAAACACCGGUCUGAGUUGGGUGCCACUGCGGAUCGUCGGCUUAGAAGUUGAGCUGCUGGCCCUCUGGUAGUUGCUGGUUGUUGUGGUUGUGGAAGUACUGGUGAUGGGGGACAGGAUUGCACUUGGGGUUCAGCGGCCGCGUCCCGUCCAGCUUUUGCUGCCACCGGUGCUCCUUGUCAUCCUGCUGGUGGCGGCUUGGGCAGAAAGCCAAGACUACUACAAUCUGCUCGGAGUCAACAGGGAGGCCACCACAAGAGAGAUACGACGGGCCUUCAAGAAGUUGGCGCUCACCAUGCACCCCGACAAAAACCCUGGUGACCCCUUAGCACAUGAGAAGUUCCUGCAGGUAAAUCGAGCCUAUGAGGUUCUGAAGGACGAAGACCUCAGGAAAAAAUAUGAUAAAUAUGGAGAAAAGGGACUGGAUGAGCAGCAGCAGGGAGGACGCUAUGAGAGCUGGAACUACUACCGAUAUGACUUUGGUAUCUAUGAUGAUGAUAUGGAGAUCAUCACAUUGGACAGUGGAGACUUUGAGGCAGCAGUGAACUCUGGAGAAAUCUGGUUUAUCAACUUCUAUUUCCCACGAUGUUCACACUGUCACCAGCUGGCUCCAACGUGGAGGGAGUUUGCUAAGGAGAUGGAUGGAGUAAUCAGGAUUGGAGCAGUAAAUUGUGGAGACAACAACCAUCUUUGCAGGAGGAAAGGCAUCAACAGCUACCCAAGCCUGUUUAUAUACAGAGAAGGAGAGAAACCAGAAAAGUUUAAUGGAGAGCGUUUUAAAGACAACCUGGUCCACUUCUCGAUGCAGUUCAUCAAAACAACAGUCACUCAGCUCUGGCAAGGUAACGUGUUCAAUGAGAUAGAGAGUGCAUUUUCAUCAGGUCUCGGCUGGCUGAUCACCUUCUGCUCUGACAUUGGAGACUGCCUGGAGCCAAGAACAAGACAGAAACUGGCUGGAAUGUUGAAUGGUCUCGUUAAGGUGGGAUGGAUGGACUGCACCACCCAGGAACAGCUCUGUGACAGUUUUCAGGUAACCAGUGGAGCGACUGCUUUGUUCCCACCUGGAAGUUCUCUGGAUCAACAUGGGAGUGUGCUAUGGCUGAAUACUCUGGACAGUAAAGAGAUUUACAAUCUGGUCAUCAACCAUCUGCCUGAUCUGCAACUGCUGACCAGUGACAGCUUCCAGAAGAAGCUAGCCCACCAUCGCUGGUUGGUGAGUUUUACAUUCGGACAGAGAAGCCCCGCCUCCAACGAGUACAAGAAGCUACAAGCUUUCCUCCGAAAUGACCACAUACAGAUUGGCAGAGUGGACUGUAUAGCAGACUCAGAGUUGUGUCAGUCUCUCUACAUCCAUAAUCCCUGUGUUGCCGUCUUCAAAGGACUGGGAAUCCAUGACUUUGAGAUCCACCAUGGUAAAGAUGUGUUGUACAACAUUGUGAGUUUUGCAAGGGACAGCGUUCAUGCUCACGUGACGACUCUGAGACCUGACAACUUUCCCUCAGACAGAAAGGAGCCCUGGCUGGUCGACUUCUUCGCUCCGUGGUGUCCUCCAUGUCGAGCCUUACUGCCUGAACUGAGAAAAGCUUCAAUCCAGUUGGCUGGACAGAUGAAGUUUGGUACUCUGGACUGUACCAUCCACCACAACCUGUGCUCUAUGUAUAAUAUUCAGGCUUAUCCCACCACUGUAAUCUUUAAUGGUUCCUCUGUUCAUGAAUAUGAAGGACAACAUUCAGCUGACGGCAUCCUGGAGUUCAUACAGGAUCUGGUUCAUCCAUCUGUGGUGGUCCUGGACCCUGCCAGCUUCACCAAGAGAGUUAAAGGUCGGCCUGAAGGACAGAUCUGGGCAUUGGAUUUCUAUGCUCCAUGGUGCGGUCCCUGUCAGACUCUGAUGCCAGAGUGGAGACGUAUGGCCAGGCUGCUGUCAGGUCAGAUCCAGGUUGGUUCCAUUGACUGUCAGCGCUUUCAGUCAUUCUGUCAGAGUCAGAAUGUGAGGGCGUACCCUGAAAUCCGCCUGUAUUCUGGUGACACUCGGCAGCCAGACCGCUUCUUGAGUUAUAAUAGUUGGCACAGAGAUGCUCAUUCACUGAGAGCAUGGGCACUGAGCUCUUUACCCAGGGCAUCCGUAGACCUGACCCCAGAGUCCUUUAGGUCUCAGGUUCUGUCAGGUCAGGAUCACUGGGUUCUGGAUUUUUAUGCCCCUUGGUGUGGACCCUGUCAACACUUCGCCCCAGAGUUUGAGGUCUUAGCUCGGAUUCUUAAAGGGGAGGUACGGACAGGGAAGGUGGACUGUCAGGCUCAUCAUCACACCUGUCAAUCAGCAGGAAUCACUGCCUACCCAACCGUCAGAUUCUACCCAUACCUGGGAACAAGGAGGCAUGAACACAGUGGAGAACAUGUCAAUAGCCGGGAUGCUAACAUGAUUGCUGACACCAUCAGACAGCGACUACAACAGCUGUUGCAUCAGUUACACAACAAACCAAAGGUAACUCGCAGUUCACCUCAAAUUCAGGUGCAAACCACACAGUUAACCAGAGUGUGAUGUCUGUCUUUUUCUCUGCAGGAUGAGCUCUGAUGAUCUUAGGAUGACACCAUGAGAAGGACUUGCAAUCUCUUGGUCAGGGAGGGACAGAAGUGUAUUUGAUUGGUCCACCACAAAGAUCAAUCAGUCAACACUCCUUGAUAUGACCACAGCUGUAACACAGAGACUGUUACCUGCUGUGCUGAAUGUACUGUUUUUAUUUGUUUUUAUUUUGUCACCAUUGUUUGUAUUUACUCUAUGAAGUAAAACUGUGGGACACUGUAAACUGGACAUAUUACUGAAACACACACGCACACACACACACACAGAACCAGAUGUUGACAAAGUGUUGCAUUUCAUUGUGUAGAAACUGUUGGAUUUUCAGAAUAAAAUGGUGCGUUUCUGUUAAAAGAUUUUGACAGUCACGUCAGUGUAAAAACUCUUACUGACAUUUUUAUUCAGUUAUUUAUUUUGUUAAAAUUUUUAUUUAUUCAUGUAUUGCCAAAUCACAACCAAAGUUCUCUCAGGACACUUUCCAUAUACAGUAGACCAAGCUCUUUGUCAACAGAGACCCAACAGUUUCUUAAUGAGCAAGCACAUGGCGAUGUUACACUUCUAUCCCCUCUAUUACAGAUCCUGUUUGAUUGCAGAAGUCGUUUUGUCAUAUAGAACUGAAGCGAUUAGGGCAUUAAUCGAUUAGUCAAUUGAUAUAAAAUUAACUGGCCUUAAAAGGUAUUAAUACGUCUUAAAUGUAAUUUACAAUUUUGAAAUAUCUUCUCUUGCCUACAAGAUAGUUGAAUCUUUUUUUUUCUUGUAUCCAAUUGUGGGCUGUCAGGACUCCUGUAAACUAAAAGUGGUGUUGUUGUGGCAGCUGAUUGUGUUGCAGGGAGGUGUUCAAUCCUUUAUCAUGGAGUUUCAGUCAACACCAUCAGGCCUGCAGCAAACACUGUCAUUACUGCCCGCUUCAGUAGCUAAGAAGUCCAUCGUUUCAUUAUGGGCAAGUGUCAAUUUUAGCAAAAACUUAAUGAAUUAAGAAUUUUAAAUUUGUUAAUCCACCCAUUAAUUUUAUUCUGCUCAUCUGUGUCCAGGUUGUGUUAAUUGAAUCUUAAAUCAUUAAGAAUUAUUGCUAUAUACUUCUGGGGAGUAAUGAAAAAAAUCUGGUCUGAGAAAUAAUUCUAGACUAUAUUGUCCCCACUGGUACACAGAUACAAUGGGGAAAGAGCUAAUAAAUUGCAUUCUAUAUGGUAUUUAAAAGAUCAAGUAAGAGAUAUAUAUAGAUAUGUAUAUAUUGAUUUACAGUAUAUUAUUUACCGAGAAAAAUAGAAAAAUAAAUCCAAAAUCCUAAAUUUAAUGCAACUUAGGACCAACACAAACAGCAAAUUCUUGUAUUUUAGAACCUUUUUAACCAUCAAGUUUUGGUAUUUUUGCCUGAAAAGUGGAUUACAAUAAAUCAAAUAACAAAUUAGUUCCCGAUUCAUUUUCUUUUGGUCAACUAAACAGUUCAUCUGUCGCAGCUCUAAUGAUGUAUUUGCAUAAUUUGACAAUAGAGGGCUAUUCUUGCAUCCAUCUACUAAAAGGGAAAGUUUCUUUGUUCUUACCGUAAAUGUCAGUUAAAUGUGUAUGAGCAGGAUUUGGUGAUAUUAGUCAGUUUAGAGCCAAAUGUGCCAUGA